UGCCCAAAGCCGACGAAUGCAAAGUAGACACGGAAAAUUUGCCAGUAAUGAGAAUUGCAUUUCCUUGGAAUGCUGAAUACUGUGCAAUAUAUGGGUUUAUUGAAAAGUUACGAUAAUGGCUGCAAAACCUGCAAUACCUGCUAAUACUUCUGCAAAUCCUGUUCAUACUUCUGAAAAACCUGCUGAUACUCCUGCAAAACCAGAGCCAUUCAAAUGUCAUGUUAAUGAGGAUCCGGAUGGAAACAAACCCGACUUUAUUUACGGAGGGCCAUUCUUCGUACCGCUUAAGAAAGAGGAUCGUUUAAUGGACUUGAACACUCCUACGAAUGUGGCGCAUUCGGGGACUUAUAAAAGGAGCUACGCAUACCAUUGUUUGAAAGAACGAUUGCCAAUUAUUUUAACCAAAGUCAUAGAUUAUGUUAACAGAACAAAGCCUGGGGCAGAAUCGCAAAAUUAUAUCAGCAAUGUAAGCAAGUUGAAAUAUGAUCUAACCACGAAUAAAACCUUCGAACAUUUCACUGCUAAAAAUGAAGAGACGGAAAAGUGGAACAGGUGGAUAGAUGAGCUUCAAUACAGCACAUAUUUUACCAAUAGUUUUCUUUGGACAGAGUGUUAUGUCUAUAGGAAGUUGCAGGAACAGUGCGAAUUGUACCCGUCACUAGCAAACUUUGAUCCGUUUCAAGAGCAAAAGAUCUCCGCUGUAACAUCAGGCUUAGAACCUAUGUGUAUAGUAGCAGAGAAGAUGCCAGACAUGCUCAACAAUACCGACGAGGAGCAGCAAAAAUUGGAUUUUAUAACACUGUUGAAGUUAUGCCUAUGGGCGAAUAAAUGCGACAUGGCACUCACUCUGGGUGAGCCCGUAAACCUUAUAGGCGCAGACGAGGAGACUAUGGCCAAAAAGGCCAUCGAUCCUUUUCAGAUGAUCAUAGAUUUAAAGGACAAGUUAUCAAUAGAUAAUAGUGCCAAGGCGUACCAGAAUUUGAAAUCGAAAGUUCCCAAAACCAGAGCGAAAAUGGAAAAAGCUGCCGCGAAACCUUUUAAACAAAAGUGCAGUUGUGAAAGAAUGGCCAGAUUACAAGGAUGGAAAAUACACACUCCACCGGAAGAACCAGAACCUCCACCCCCGCCACCGCCCCCUUUGGAGGGAGAAGAGAUGGUGUUGCCCCCCAAGAUCCCUUGUCCCGCCAAGCUCAUCGUGCCGAGCCGGAUCGUUUACGAUAUCGUAUGUGACAAUACUGGCUACGAGCUAUUCACGGAUCUCUGCUUCGGGACGUUUCUUGUGAAGCAAGAACUUGUGGAGGCGGUGCGAUUCCACGUCAAAAAGUACCCAUGGUUCAUUUCAGACGCAACAAUGAAGGAUUUCAAUCACUUAAUCGAGGAGUGCUCUAAAGCGAGUUAUAGCAGGGUCAUACCUCCGCCACCUCCAAAAGAGGUUAAAGAAGGUGAAGAACCGCCGGAGCCAGAGGAGCCGCGCAACAUUAGCAGCGAGGGCGUUAGAGAACUGGCUGCCACGUGGAAGCAGUACCUUGAGGAUGGCUCCUUCUUUGUUACGGACGAAGACUUCUGGACAUACCCUCACGUGUACAAGGACAUGCAAAAAAUCGACCCGAAUCUCUACCGAAACUUCCAGUUCUCGACAGGGAUACUGUUCAAGGGGGAUCUUAACUACCGCAAGUUGAUGGGAGAGUUGAACACUAACCCCUAUGCGAAGAUGCUCGAACGAUUGCAAGGUUUCAACCCAGCGCCUAUCAUAGCAUGUAGGACAGUCAAGUCUGAGAUAAUUUGCGGUAUGCCUAAAGGCAAAUUCGAGUUAUACACGAAGCUCGACCCUGACUGGAUGAAGAAAGGAAUUUACGGAGUAAUCCAGUUCUGCCCCAAGGCCGAGCCGUUCAAGCCAGGCACUUUGCCCUGCAUCGACUAUGGAAAGACAUGUUUCAGCAAAGAAUGUCCUGUGCAUAAAGAUUUUUAACUACAAUACUUCUAAUAAGGAUGUCACUACACUCCAAAAAUUUGUCUCCGUGUAAUAAGAGCGGAUAAGACAAUGUUGACGAGUUAUUUUGUCACCGGCUCAAGCCGAGUCCGCGUGGUAUGGUGCCACCUUAACUGUAAAUUUAUAAUACAUCACGGUUUUAAAAUAUAUCAUGUUUAGUAACAUUUAUUAAGUUCACUAAAGUACAACCCAAGUUUAAUAAACUUGGGUUACCUAUUUCCAUAUUUUUAACGCUUUUUUAACUAAGAAAAUUUGAGUAAUCAUGACAAGUGCAAGCGAUACUUAAAAUAUAAAUAUUUACAAUCCAUUCAAUAUGUUUUACGUAUUUAAGAGUCUGUACUGCCUCAAAUGGCUUUGGUUGAUUCAGCAUAAAAGUGAAAGUGAAAAAUCACUUUGGAAAAAAUAUAUAGUAAAAUAUCGAGUUCUUAGGUUUUC
Molecule: messenger RNA, 2425 nt
Organism: Hyposmocoma kahamanoa
Lineage: Eukaryota; Metazoa; Arthropoda; Insecta; Lepidoptera; Cosmopterigidae
Product: protein-glutamate O-methyltransferase-like
Exons: 16
Coding region: 116-1969 (617 amino acids)
Biological process (GO): DNA damage response
Cellular component (GO): cytoplasm; nucleus
Molecular function (GO): phosphatase activity
Source: RefSeq, a predicted model, not a curated record